This is a messenger RNA of Microthlaspi erraticum, 1383 nucleotides long. NCBI's taxonomy places the organism in Eukaryota, Viridiplantae, Streptophyta, Magnoliopsida, Brassicales, Brassicaceae. The record is from the annotation of a GenBank genome assembly.
AUGGCGGUUCUCUACUCCCCAAAAUCAAAGUCUUCUUCUCCUUCAUCAUCAUCAUCAUCGUCAAGGAUUUUCUUACUCGUGACUCUUCUUCCUCUCUCCCUAGCCUGCUUCGCAUUCCUCCUCCAAUGUCGUGGUGGCAUCGAAGAUUGGUUUACUGAUAACCACCAAUUCCCUGGAAUGUCCACCAAUACCGAGAAACGGUCUCUUCGUUCUGAUUCAGGAUGCCUUUCUCUUCUUGGUCAAAGCCGUACCCCAUCAUUUCCUUAUCUCCGUGAUUUGAAACUUGAUCACAAGCCGGAUCUGAAACCUAAGAUAUGUAUAACGACGAGCACAUCAGCUGGAUUAGAGCAGACAUUGCCAUGGAUAUUCUACCACAAGGUCAUUGGAGUUUCGACCUUUUAUCUGUUCGUUGAAGGAACUGCUGCUUCCCCAAAUGUCUCUCGAGUUUUGGAGACUAUCCCUGGUGUAAAUGUUAUAUACAGGACAAAAGAAUUAGAAGAAGAGCAAGCUAAAAGCCGGAUUUGGAAUGAGACAUGGUUGGAGAAAUUCUUCUACAAACCGUGUAAUUACGAAUUAUUCGUGAAACAGAACUUGAACAUGGAAAUGGCUAUCACCAAAGCUAGGGAUGCUGGUAUGGAUUGGAUACUGCAUCUAGACACUGAUGAGCUUGUGCAUCCUUCUGGAUCCCCUGAAUAUUCCUUAAAAAAUCUGUUCAGAGAUGUUCCUUCAGAUGUAGACGCAGUUAUCUUUACAAAUUACGAGAGCAGCGUUGAGAGAGAUGAUAUCAAAGAACCUUUCAGUGAGGUAUCAAUGUUCAAGAAGAACUAUGCACAUCUUCCUAGAGAAGUUUACUAUGGAAGCUAUACAGAGGCUUGUCGUGGCAAUCCAAACUAUUUUCUUACCUAUGCUAAUGGCAAAUCAGCUGCUCGGAUUCAAGACAAUCUUCGUCCCAAUGGUGCUCAUCGAUGGUAUAACUACGAGAAGACUCCAAAUGUUGUUAAACUAGACGAGGCUGCGAUUUUGCACUACACUUACCCGAGAUUCUCAGAUCUUUCUUCAAGACGUGAUCGGUGUGGCUGCAAACCAACUAGAGAGGAUGUCAAGAGAUGUUUCAUGCUGGAGUUUGACAGACAAGCAUUUAUUAUUGCUUCAACUUCAACGUCAGAGGAAAUGCUCCAAUGGUACAGAGAACGAGUUGUGUGGACUGAUGAAAAUUUGAAACUGAAACUUCUUAGGAAAGGAAUUCUUACUCGCAUUUAUGCACCAAUGGUUAUAAUCCAAGAGCUAAGAGAAGCAGGUGUUUUCAGCUCAGUGGUAACUUCAGCUCACAUGUCUUUCUCAAAGAAGAGUAGUAACCACUUCUUUAACCUCAAGCGUUACUAG